CAAACCCUUAUGCGUAAGGACGCCGUUUAUUUUGUUGUUGUUUACUUAAUAACUUAAAAUAAAGUCAGAAUAACAGAAGAAUUAAAGAAUAAAACAUUAGCCCUCGUUUGAAAUAAAAUGGAAGAGUUGUGUCCCGGCUGCCUGUGUUCAGGAAGAAAAUUAACUUACAUUAGUGGAACGUCUGUUUACUAUUUUUACAAACAAAUUGUUGAUGAAAUUGCCGCUCCAGAAGUGCUACCGCAGCUUUCAAAGGUUUGUUGGGAAUGUACAGCGCUGCUCCGUCGAUUCCAGUGUUUCCAGCAGCAAGUCAAGUGCUGUUACCUUGAGCUAUUAAUGUGCGUGCAGCAGAAUUCACAACAAUCAUUAUCAAAACCAUCACACCUUCAAUGUCAGUCAGCAGUCACUAUUAGCUUUCCAGAAGUGAAAGUAGAUGUGGAGAUAAAGGAGGAAACAGAGGAAGUUCAUUGUGAACCAGAGACAUUUGUUAACCAGUUAACUUGGGGAGAUAAUUUAGAAAAAGAUGUGCUACCUUGUGAACCUCAAGUCAUUAUAAAGAAAGCUGAUAAGGCAGUGAAUAAACAAAAUCUGAAAGGCAAAACUAAGAAAAAGCAGAAAAAGAAACUAAAAUUAAAAAGAAAAACUAAAUUAAAAAAAGAAACAUCGGAGAGUGACCAUGACUUUGACAAUGAUGAGACUGAUUUUCAGAUUGAAGAUGUAAAAGUAGAUCAAAAUAUUGAACAUAACUUAGAACAAAAUGUUAUAAAGGAAAAUUUAGAUAUAAAUGAAAUAAAUUUGGAGAAUGAAACUAAGGAAAAAGACCAAUCAAGGACAGAAGAGAAUGAAACACAGGUUGAAUUAGAAGAUGAUGUAGCAGAUGUACGGAAUGAUGUUUCGAAAGUGAAUGUCAGAAAUAGAGAACAAUUACCCGAGAGGCCUCAAUGUGUUGAAUGUGGGAAAGUGUUCAGUUCAAGAAAGACAUAUCGCUAUCAUCUAAAUGUAUUACAUAAAGGACAGAAUCGUCACCCGUGUCCGAAAUGCGGAAAAGUUUAUCAAUGGAAGUCGAACCUGGGAAGACAUAUGCGAAGUCAUAAGGCGCGUGAAAGUGGUGAAUUGUAUUGUGUGAAAUGUGACAAGUCUUUUGCGUCUGUGGCGACGUACAGACAGCAUAUACGGGUGUCAAGACGACAUGUUUCGGAAAGUGAAUUUACUUUUACAUGCGACGAUUGCGGCAAAAAGUUUGUGAGCAAGACACGCUUGCGUGAUCAUGUCGAUUGGGAGCAUCUAAACAAGAUUAAAUUCCGCUGUCAGUUGUGUAAUAAACCGUUUAAAUGCCACACGUCGCUAUACGUACACCUUCAGAACGUGCACAGGAAUAAAGAGAGGAGAGACAACUUGUGCCAUGUUUGUGGGAAAUCAUAUCAGAAUGCAGCGAAAUUAAAAUACCACAUAGUGGCGAUGCACACGAGUGAGACGCCAUAUCAGUGCGCUGACUGCGACGCGGCCUUUGGGUGGUACUCGUCGUUGUACCGGCACAUUCGGGAAGUGCAUUACAAGAUGAAAAUUCAAGCAAAGAAAAGUAAGAAGGAUAAAAAAUUACAGUUGCAAGAAUUGAUCCCGCUACCCUCGGAACCGCCGGGACCUUAGAACUUUACCUUCGUCUGCUAUAGUCUGUUGUGAUAAAGUUAUUUUUAUUCUUGAUUACAAAACUAGUAUUAUUUUUAUGCAGAUCGCCUUUACAACAUGUCAGUAUUUUCAAUUAAUUUUGUUUGUUACAACAUGUUAUAUUUGUGAAAGCCAAUUAGCCGUUCAAUUAACUGCUUAGCCGUUUAACUAACGACCUAAAAGAUAUUCAGUCGUAGCGUUUGUUAUAAUAUUUAAUAAACUGGCUGGCUAUUGCUAGGCCAUUCGAACUAUAAAGACAUUAUUUGGAACAAAUAACAAAUGACAUAAAAAUAUUUCAUUUAAAAUUAAUUGCUCGAGUCAAAUUCUCAUUAUUAUUGUCACUACACUCUUCCAUUGUAAUUGUUUCAUUUCAUGAAACUUUGGAAAACACCAUCAAAGUUGAGGUUUGUUGACGCCAUUUUGAAGAGUUUCGUUUCGAGAUUGAGAGUGGCAGAUAGUGUAUUAACAGUCAACAGGCUAGGCAAGUAAUGAAACGUCAUCGAUCCAAGUCAUUUGCCUAGCUGUUUAAUCAACUGGCUGAAUAUCUUUCAGGCCGUUGGGCUAGGCUGUUAAUUGAACAGCUUACUAAUUAGCUGCAACAUAUGCAUUGCAUUGCCGUGAAUCGAACUUACGAACUCAGUAUUGAGAGUUGACACUUCUCAAACAAUAAAAUAAAUUGCGUUGUAUAAUCGAAAAUCAUUUUUAUAUUUUUACAGUUUUGGUUAAUACAGUAUUAAAAUAGUUUAUCUUUGCACCCUUUUAUAUUUUAUUCCUGAGUGAGACACUUGUGAUAUUUUAAGAUCUUAAAUAAAACAUUGGU
This is a messenger RNA of Pieris rapae (cabbage white), 2482 nucleotides long. RefSeq names its product zinc finger and SCAN domain-containing protein 12. Bases 118 to 1644 code for a protein of 508 amino acids. The transcript is spliced from 12 exons. Gene Ontology annotation, biological process: regulation of transcription by RNA polymerase II. The record is from RefSeq and is a predicted model, not a curated record. Gene Ontology annotation, cellular component: nucleus. Lineage: Eukaryota; Metazoa; Arthropoda; Insecta; Lepidoptera; Pieridae. Gene Ontology annotation, molecular function: RNA polymerase II cis-regulatory region sequence-specific DNA binding; DNA-binding transcription activator activity, RNA polymerase II-specific.